Messenger RNA from Colletotrichum paranaense, 288 nucleotides. Its product is annotated as ubiquitin family protein. Gene Ontology annotation, cellular component: nucleus; cytoplasm. Gene Ontology annotation, biological process: modification-dependent protein catabolic process; protein neddylation; regulation of proteolysis. The transcript is spliced from 4 exons. The record is from RefSeq and is a predicted model, not a curated record. The coding region runs from base 1 to 288 and encodes 95 amino acids. NCBI's taxonomy places the organism in Eukaryota, Fungi, Ascomycota, Sordariomycetes, Glomerellales, Glomerellaceae. Gene Ontology annotation, molecular function: ubiquitin protein ligase binding; protein tag activity.
AUGUUAAUCAAGGUGCGAACGCUUACCGGCAAGGAGAUUGAGCUGGACAUCGAGAACGAAUACAAGGCGCGUACCCAUGCGACACAUUGCCCACCGAAUACAACGGACGGAGACAGAGAGGUCUCUCAGAUCAAGGAGAAGGUUGAGGAGAAGGAAGGCAUCCCGCCCGUGCAGCAAAGACUCAUCUACGGUGGAAAGCAAAUGGUCGACGACAAGUCCGCAUCUGAAUAUGGCCUCGAGGCUGGCGCUACAUUGCAUUUGGUUCUCGCCCUUCGAGGUGGAAACUAG